Temnothorax curvispinosus is the source of this 1792-nucleotide messenger RNA. RefSeq names its product serine/threonine-protein kinase STK11 (gene Lkb1). Gene Ontology annotation, biological process: glucose homeostasis; establishment of cell polarity; intracellular signal transduction. Gene Ontology annotation, cellular component: cytoplasm. The transcript has 6 exons. The coding region runs from base 126 to 1421 and encodes 431 amino acids. Lineage: Eukaryota; Metazoa; Arthropoda; Insecta; Hymenoptera; Formicidae. Gene Ontology annotation, molecular function: protein serine/threonine kinase activity; protein kinase activator activity; ATP binding. The record is from RefSeq and is a predicted model, not a curated record.
GUUGCCUUCCCGUUCCCACCACCACCAGUGUUCACAACAAUGAUCGUGCCGGUUGUAUUUUAGGUUAAAUCACUCGUGUGAUCUCUUUAUCCUGUAGUUUAUAAGCUCUCCCCGACGGAGUAAAAAUGGACAAUAAAAUAACGAUAUGCGACCCUGACGAGGAAGAAGUGGAGAAUGAUAUAUUACGUGAUAUCGAACCGGUCAUGUGGAUCAAUGACGAUCCAAACUACGAUUUGGACGAGGUUAACAUGUUUUUCCACAGAGUCGACUCGGAUCAAAUUAUAUACGAGGAGAAAAGAAAAAAGUGCAAAUUUAUUGGUAAAUAUGUCAUGGGUGAUGUUCUUGGUGAGGGUAGUUACGGCAAGGUGAAGGAGGUACUGGAUUCGCAGACGCUUUGCCGACGAGCGGUCAAAAUACUGAAGAAGAGGAAACUUCGAAGGAUACCGAACGGGGAACAGAACGUUCAACGGGAAAUACAAUUGUUACGAAUAUUAAAACAUAAAAAUGUAAUAAAUCUCGUAGAUGUUUUAUACAAUGAUGAAAAAGAAAAGAUGUACCUAGUUAUGGAAUUCUGCGUAUGUGGAUUACAGGACAUGUUGGAAAGCACGCCGACCAAGAAGCUUCCACUUUGGCAGGCACACGAUUAUUUCUGUCAAUUGUUGGAUGGCUUAGAAUAUCUUUACAGUAAGGGAAUAGUUCACAAAGAUAUAAAACCUGGAAAUUUAUUGUUAACCCUAGAUGGUACCUUGAAGAUUAGUGACUUUGGUGUCGCGGAGGCAUUAGACAUGUUUUCCAAAGACGAUACAUGUACGAUAGGUCAAGGAUCUCCAGCGUUUCAGCCGCCAGAAAUCGCAAAUGGCUGCGAAAGUUUCUCAGGCUUUAAAGUGGACAUAUGGAGUAGUGGAGUUACGUUGUACAACAUAACCACAGGUUUAUAUCCUUUCGAGGGAGAUAAUAUAUAUAAAUUAUACGAAAACAUUGGAAGGGGUGAAUAUACAGUACCGAAAGAAAUAGAGGAACCUUUAAAGUCGCUCAUAGAGGGAAUGUUGCAGAAAGAUGCGGAUAAAAGAUUUACAUUGCAACAGGUUAAAAGACACGCGUGGACCAUGUGCGAGCACUCUAAAACGCAACAGGAAGUACCUAUACCUCCCCUUAAAAGUAAUGGAUGCCAUAGCAUGACCGUCUUGCCAUACCUGAUGGAGCAUCAUUAUGGAGUUGAUGACAAUCCCAUAUACUAUACGGAACAUCAGCUGAAUGAAGAACGAAGACUUCAAGAGCUGGAUCGCAUUAGCGAGGAUCGAAAAACCACGUGUAACAGCCAUCACGCCAAGUGCAACGCAAACAGUCAAAAUAAACGGAGGUGGCGGAAGCCGAUUUCAUGCAUUAGUAUUAAAAGAUUUCCAUCCUGCAAGCCAUCGUGAUUUGUGAUUUCGCUGAUUGUGUCGUCGCAUAUCUUUUUGUUCGUAUCUCGCUGACUGUGUCAGUUGCAAAGUUUCUCUGGUGGCGAGAAAGAGGAAAGAGGACUGAAGCUGAAAGCUCGAGGAAUGCGAAGGCGUGCGAGACGUAUAAUGUAAUCUAGCUAAUCUAGCAGAACGAACGGAAUGCAAAGCUUUUGACUCAGUUCAAAAGUGUCUCGGAUUGUGAUAUUAAGAUUAAAUCCAUCGUGUAGCGAAUAAUUCAGUAACAUCCUUAUUGAUCGUUCAAUGCCUAGGAGAUAUCCAAUCAAAGUCAUAUUUCGUUUUGGUGCCAUAUUGACAACGCGAUUAAUAAAGUUGUUAAUCGUCUCACGAUA